Molecule: messenger RNA, 1485 nt
Organism: Rhagoletis zephyria (snowberry fruit fly)
Lineage: Eukaryota; Metazoa; Arthropoda; Insecta; Diptera; Tephritidae
Source: RefSeq, a predicted model, not a curated record
AUGAAACACCUGCGCGAGGUGAGCGAACGCGAGGGCGGCAAUCUGCUGUUCCUGAACGCCGGCGACCACUUCCAAGGGACCUUCUGGUACACCAUCCUCAAGUCGGAGGUGGUGGCGCAGUUCGUCAGUCUGAUGGAGCACGACGUGAUGGCCAUCGGCAACCACGAGUUCGACGACGGCCCCGAGGAGCUGGUCUCCUUCAUCCGCAAGGUGAAGCUCUCCGACCGGCGGCGGAUGAGCAUCCUCAGCUGCAACAUCGUGGUCAACAAUGGCAGCGAGCCGCUCGCCGGGCUCAUCGAGCCGUCCACGGUGAAGACCAUCGGCGGCCUGCCCGUCGCUAUCAUUGGCUACACCACACCGGACACAAAGUUCCUCUCGAAACCAGGGAAGACGGUCACCUUCCGCGACGAGGUGGUGGCCAUUAAGGAGGAGAUCGCCCGCCUCAAGGCCCUCCACCCACAGCUGAACAUCUUCAUCGCCGUCGGGCACUCUGGCUACGAGCGCGACCUGGAGAUCGCCGCCGCCAUCGCCGACCUGGACCUGGUGGUGGGCGGACACAGCAACACCUUCCUCUUUCCACAAAGCAAUGGUGAUCAGCCGCCACCGCCUUCCACGGAAAAGGUCGAGGGCGACUACCCGACGGUGGUCAACCACACCGACUCGGGCGAGCGGACGCUGGUGGUGCAGGCCUUCGCCUACGGAAAGUACCUCGGCAAGCUCGACCUGGUCUUCGAUGAGGCGGGGCGGGUGGCCAGCUACGAGGGCCGGCCCAUCUUUCUCAGCACCGAGUUUGUCGAAGAUCCGCAGACGAAGCAGCUGGUGGAGAGCCUGAGCGGCCAGCUGAACGCCGACCUGGUGAAGGUGAUCGGCUUCACCGAGGUGGACCUCGACGCGGACACCUGCCGCUACGCGGAGUGCAACCUGGGCAACCUGAUCACCGACUCCAUGGCGCGCUACUUUGCCCGCAGGUACUUUGACCAGAGGCAAAACAAAGAUGAAGAAACAAUGGUCUGCAACAGCACACUGGCCAUCCUCAACGGCGGCAACAUUCGCAUGAGCAUCAGCGCGGGAAACAUCACCUACAAGUCGGUCCUCUCGACGCUGCCCUUCGGCAACCAGCAGGGCGUCCUCCGAGCGAACGGCUCCGAGCUGAGGGCCGUCUUUGAGCACUCGGCGAGGCAGUUCCGCCGCGGCGGCUUCAUGCAGGUCUCCGCCGGCCUGCGCGUCACCUACCGCCACACCGGGGCAGCUGAUGAUGAUAACCUCCAUCACGUGGAGCUGGCGGAGGUGGAGGCGCUCUGCCAGGACGGCUGGGCGCCCCUUGAUGGCAGCGGCAAAGUGUACCUGGUGGCGCUGAAUGAGUUCAUCGCCAAGGGCGGCGACAACUACACGAUGAUCAGCUCGGAGGGCUGGGUCGACUACCAGCUGACCGACCUGGAGACCUUCACCCGCAGCAUCCAGGGGGCGCCCAAUGCCACGGCCCAG